UGGAAAUUUAAUUCGAUUUACCCUAACUUCCUCAUCGCCAUCCAAACGGGGGACAUUCGAUUCGUACUUAGAUUUCGAAGAUAGAAGAAGCUAACAACGAUUCCUGGAACAUCGAGAGAAAAAAAAAAAACAAAAAAACUUUCCCUCUUUUUUAUUUGCCCCAAACUAGGGUUCCUUACCAAUCGUUGAAUUCCUACCCGUUGCGUGUCUUUCGCAAUCUUUCUUGAAAUUUUCAGAUACCCUGUUCAUUGUAUGUUCUUGCAAUUUGAAAUUAUGAAAGGAUGGUUUACGAAUUAGGUCACGUACGCGACCAAUUCACGAACAAGAACAUUGGUAUUCAGAAAGAAGGAGGUGUCGCGAGUAAUUUGCACAAGAAGCGACGUUCCGGCGUCAAUAAUGUUAAUAAGUUUAUCGGCAGCGUUGCCAAAAACUAUAUGGAGACAACUGUGGGAGAGAAUUGGGCAUCUGACCUUAUCAAUCACUUGAACACCCGAUUUCCGACUUCUAUCGAUUCUCAAAAGGAGUAUAAUGACCACAAGUUACUUGCCCAUGGAUUGCAGAACUACAUUCAACAUGAUGCUAAUCUUCAUCAGAUAGUAUCCAACACCCUUGCUUCCUCUCAUUCAUCUCUGCCAGACUUGUUGGUUUCACCUGUUUUUCAUAGCUCUACUUCAAUCUGUCCUGAAAAUUACACGAAUUUGGGAUACAAUCAUUACAAUUCUACUUCAAUCUAUAAUCCUGAGCUUUGUGGAGGAUCUGCAUUUAACGAUUAUUCCCAGAAUAAUCCCAGCACAAAUGUUGGUUGUGGUGGGAUGAACUUAAUUUCCCCAUUGGGUGUAAAGCAGACUGAUCUAGACCUUAUUACUUCACCUGAACAAGUAUCAUCCAUCACUGCAUGUUCUUAUGGAGAUAUGAUAUCUGAUUCUGAAGCUUUUGAUAGUAGAGCUUAUUAUCAAUUGAAGGCUCAAUCAAAUAUGUUAUUUGGCAAUGUUGAAAAAUCCAGAAAUGAAGUCACAAUGCAGGCUCAACCACAUGUUUUGGAAAGUUCAAAUCAAAUCUCUAGUUUGCAAGUCCUUAAUUCAUAUAUCAUGUACAAAGAUAUGCCAGCAGAUUUGAGAAGAGAAGUUCCUUUCCAAAAUUAUAUGCAUGCAGCAGAAUGCAAGGACAAUUUUUGCAACUGCUCCAUGUAUCUUGAACUGGCAUCCCAUUUUGACAAGUGUCAUGAUUCAAAUUGCAGUAUUUGUGGGCCUGCAAGGUCUUUAUAUGGUACUAAUAAAUUUCAAUUGGAAUCUAAAAAGAGAAAGAUAGAUGAAUCAGAGCCCACACUUUAUGCUGAUCCGAGUCACACCGAAACACUUUCAGAAGAUGCAUUAUUACCUACAAAAUAUCAGAAGAUGGAAGCAAUUGUAUGUAAUGAAGAUGUUCAAGAAGUAGUACAGCUACAAAAAGAACUUUUAGGAGCAGAUAUUGACCCAAAAGUUAGUGCAAAUGGAGAAGAAGAAGAAGCCAUGGAUGAUGAUCAGAAAAAGAAGUUGAAUGGUGAACAAGAAUCAACAGGGCUAAAACAAAGUGAUGGUAAUGGUGUUACAAACAAUGAAAUGAACAAAUCAGAGAAGAUGAAGAUACAGAGUGUGUCUUUAGCUGAUUUUUUCACUGCAGAUCAAAUCAGAGGGCAUUUGUUGAGUUUUACCCCUCAGAAGGAUGUAGUAUCAGGAAACAGAGAACAGUCAAUCGGUCAAAACAGAUGCCAGCUGUGUACCAAUGAUAAGCUUGUAUUUGCCCCAUCACCUAUAUAUUGCUCAUCUUGUGACACCCGUAUCAAGCGAAAUGUCGGGUAUUUUCGAUCAACAAAUGAAAUUGGUAUACGCCAUUGUUUCUGUAUGUCAUGCUACAGAGGAUCUCAUGGGACUAAUAUUAUUAUGCGCGGGUUUUCUAUUCCCAAAUCAAAUCUCCAAAAAGCAAAAAACGAUGAGGAAAAAGAGGACUCUUGGGUUCUUUGUGAUAGAUGUCAAUGCUGGCAGCAUAGGAUAUGUGGUCUGUAUAAUGAUGAAAAAGAUGUGGAAGGGAAGGCGGAAUAUAUUUGUCCUAAAUGUUAUUUAGAAGAAAUAGAGGAUGGAACACGUGUUCCCUUACCAGAAACCAAUGCUUUUGGAGCAAAAGAUCUUCCAAGAACUAAUCUGAGUGAUCACAUAGAGGAAAGACUGUGUAGGCGUCUGAAUCAAGAAAGACAAGAAAUGGCAAAGAUUUCUGGAAUUGAACCCAAUGAGGUACCUGGAGCUGAAGGGCUUGUUGUGAGGGUAGUUGUGUCUGUUGAGAAACAGCUGGAAGUGAGACAGAAGUUUAAAGACAUACUUCAUGGAGAAGAUUACCCAUCAGGAUUUACAUACAGAUCAAAGUUGAUCUUUUUGUUCCAGAAUAUAGAAGGGGUAGAUGUGUGCCUGUUUGGAAUGUGUGUUCAGGAGUUUGGAUCAGAGUGUGGGGGCCCAAAUCAACGUUGUGUGUAUAUCUCGUAUCUUGAUUCUGUAAAGUACUUUAGACCCGAGAGAAAGAGUGUGAGUGGUGAAUCUCUUCGGACCUUUGUUUAUCAUGAGAUAUUGAUUGGAUACCUCGAGUAUUGCAAGACACGGGGUUUCGCCACCUGUUAUAUAUGGGCAUGUCCUCUUAUAAAAGGAGAAGAUUAUAUUUUUUACUGCCAUCCAGAGACUCAGAGAACACCAAAGCAGGAUAAGCUACGCCAGUGGUACAAGUCAAUGCUAAAGAAAGGGGCGGAAGAUGGUGUUGUUGUGGACUACACAAAUUUAUACAAUCAGUUUUUUGUUGCUAGUGGAGAGGGGAAUAGAAAGAUAACUGCAGCUCGUUUGCCCUUUUUUGAUGGUGAUUAUUGGUCAGGGGCAGCUGAAAAUAUAGUUAGGAAACUUGAAGUAGAAGAAACUAGUGCUGGUGGAUUGCAAAGCAAGCUACCUAACAAGAGAAUCUUGAAAGCCAUGGGACAGGAUAAACCUGAUGUUGCAGUCAAGGAUGUGUUAGUGAUGCAAAAGCUGGGCCAAACUAUUCUACCUGUGAAGGAAAACUUUAUGAUUGUCCAUUUACAACAUGUUUGCACUCAUUGCCAUGAAGUGAUAUUAUCUGGAAGCAGAUGGUUUUGCAGCCACUGCAAAAAGAUUCAACUAUGUUCAAGAUGUUUUAAUGCUGAGAAGAAUCUUUCUAGGAGUGAAAUGCACACAUGCCAUUCUGAUGAAAAGAAUCUACUCUCUGAGGUUGUGGUGAAGAAUGUGACUGUUGAUACCAAAGAUAAAGAUGAUGUGUUUGUGAACAGUUUCUUUGAGACUCGUGAUGCCUUCUUAAACAAAUGCCAGAAAUCCCAUUUUCAGUUUGAUACAUUAUCCCAUGCCAAAUAUUCGUCUAUGAUGAUCUUGUAUCAUCUAAUCCACAAGCCUCCUCCUAUUAAACCAACCUGCACUGCUUGCAACAAAGAUGUUGUGGUUGAGCGAUGCUGGCAUUGUGACAUCUGUACAAAGUAUAAUGUUUGUGAAUCAUGCUAUAAGAUGAAACGUGGUGCUUAUCAUCCUCACAGAUUAAAUCCGCCUUCACUCAUACUUGUCAGGGGAUCUAAACCUGGACAUGGACAUCAAAAACCCAUGACGUUGAAAGCAGUGCUGGAUGUUUUAAUGCAUGCAUCUCAAUGUGUGAGGAUCCCGUGCACUUAUACAGAGUGUGUAACUAUGAGAAGACUUUUCUACCAUGCUUCUAGAUGUAGUGUCAGGGUUCCUGGAGGUUGCCAAUUUUGUCAACGGGUAUGGAGAAUAUUAAAGGAGCACUCACAAAUAUGUAAAGAUUCUGAUUGCAGGAUACCUCGCUGCAUGGAUAUAAAGAAGCACAAGGAGCUUAAAGCCCGCUUGGCUAUGGCUAAUCAAGCACCAGCAGUAGCAGGAGCUUCCUGUUACUAAAUCACCUCUACAGUAAAGAAAAUAAAGUUGAAGUGGUCACAGUUUUGCACAACUAACAUGAAUAGAUAAAGUUUGAGCUUUUGUCAUAUCAUAUCAACAACAUAAGUGAUGUGUUUUUGCUGUGGG
Messenger RNA from Lactuca virosa, 4073 nucleotides. The record is from the annotation of a GenBank genome assembly. Lineage: Eukaryota; Viridiplantae; Streptophyta; Magnoliopsida; Asterales; Asteraceae.